GAGGAGGAGGGCUGACACUGUCACACAGACACUCAACUUCCCGUCAAAGCACAGCGCAGGCAAAACGAGCUGCUGCUGCUGCUGCUGCUGCUGACAAAAAGGGGGAACGACAUCGGGGAUUAUCAAGAGGAGAGGAACACAUUCAGACACGGUGUCGCCCAGCUGAGGGCUGAGCAGAGUCAGGUCUGGUGCUCCUGCUAAUUAUCCUGCGUUGGGGUCCCUGCAGAGAGACAGCAGCACGGGCUAGCUGCAGCACACCGCGGCUGCACAGGGUGUGAGUGACUUCUUUUAGCCAUAAUCUCCUUUCUUUUUUUUUUUUCAUCCGAAAAAGCUGGUGUUAUAGGUUUACUGAUGGGAGCCUUCAUGCACUAGCCAUCCCUCCCCAAAUCCUUUACCUUCCCUGUCGGACCCUGGCUCAGACCCGUCACUCGGGCGCUGUCCUCGCCGGGGGGUGCCGGAUCACCAUUGCUGGGUCUGGCUAACGCGAGACGGCGGCGGCUCGGUCCCCCCUGACCCCUGACCCCCUGCCCCCCUGCCGCCCCCCUCUCCUGUCUGCCGCUCUGGCCGACCUUUGCCGAGCUCGAACAUGGCAGGGAACCUUAAGAAAGGCGGAGGACUCAUAGGUAUGAUGAAGGAUGCCUUCCAGCCACACCAUCACCACCUCCACUCCCAUCACCAGCCCGGGGCCGUGGAUAAGAAGACAGUGGAGAAAUGUUGGAAACUGAUGGACAAGGUGGUGCGCCUUUGCCAAAACCCCAAAUUGGCUCUGAAGAACAGCCCCCCUUACAUCCUGGACCUUCUGCCAGACACCUACCAGCACCUGCGCACCAUCUUGUCUCACUAUGAGGGCAAAAUGGAGACUUUGGGGGACAAUGAGUACUUCCGGGUCUUCAUGGAGAACCUUACCAAGAAGACCAAGCAGACCAUCAGCUUGUUUAAGGAGGGAAAGGAGCGCAUGUACGAGGAGAAUUCACAACCCAGGCGAAACCUCACCAAACUAUCGUUGAUCUUCAGCCACAUGCUGGCAGAGCUGAAGGCCAUCUUCCCCAGUGGGCUGUUUCAGGGGGACAGUUUUCGCAUCACCAAGGCAGAUGCUGCGGAGUUCUGGAGGCGAGCCUUCGGGGAAAAGACCAUCGUGCCCUGGAAGAUGUUCCGUCAGUCUCUUCACGAGUUUCACCCAAUCAGCUCCGGACUGGAGGCCAUGGCUCUAAAGUCCACCAUUGACCUCACCUGCAACGACUACAUCUCUGUCUUUGAGUUUGACAUCUUCACCAGGCUAUUCCAGCCUUGGUCGUCCCUGCUGCGGAACUGGAACAGCUUGGCAGUUACUCACCCGGGGUACAUGGCCUUUCUCACCUACGAUGAGGUCAAAGCACGGUUACAGAAGUUUAUCCACAAGCCUGGCAGUUACAUCUUCCGACUGAGUUGUACACGGCUGGGCCAGUGGGCCAUCGGCUAUGUGACAGCGGAUGGAAACAUACUCCAAACCAUUCCCCACAACAAACCCCUCUUCCAGGCCCUGAUAGAUGGCUUCAGGGAAGGAUUCUAUUUAUUUCCUGAUGGCCGAACCCAAAACCCAGACCUGACAGGACUGUGUGAGCCUUCGCCUCAAGACCACAUCAAAGUCACACAGGAGCAAUAUGAGCUGUACUGUGAGAUGGGCUCCACUUUCCAGCUGUGUAAGAUCUGUGCCGAGAACGACAAAGAUGUGAAGAUUGAGCCCUGUGGUCAUCUCAUGUGCACAUCAUGUCUCACUGCCUGGCAGGAAUCAGAGGGUCAGGGAACAGGCUGUCCUUUCUGUCGCUGUGAGAUUAAGGGUACAGAGCCCAUUGUUGUGGAUCCUUUUGACCCUAAGGACAACAGCGGGGGCUCCUGCAGGAGCCACUUUGGGGCUGAGGGUGCUCCUUCACCUAGCUAUGAUGACGAUGAUGAUGACAGACUUGAAGAUCCCCACCUCAUGAUGAGCAAACUUGCCUUCUCAAAAGUGGAGCGCCCUCCGUCACCCAUGUCCAUGGCCCCGCAUUCCUCUCUUCCUCCUGUGCCACCCAGACUCGACCUGGUAUCACACAGACCUCCUAACCCCCCUGGUGCUUCCAGCCCUGGGGUCACAGCUAAGGCAGCAUCUCACCACAAAGACAAGCCCCUUCCUCUUCCGCCAGCACUGAGGGAUCUCCCCCCUCCUCCUCCUCCUGACCGCCCCCACAUAGCUGGGGCCACCCCUGAAGGACGGCUGCAGAGGCGGCCCUUACCCUGCACUCCAGGGGAGCCCCUUAGAGACAAGCUCCCCCCUGCACCUCCUAACCGGCCCCUGGCUGACUGGAACUCCCGGCCUGUCCCCAAGGCCCCUAUCUCCUCAUCCUCAUCAUCCUCAUCCUCCUCCUCGUCUUCCUCAUCAACACAGGUCUCCAGUCUAGGAGGGGACAUUCGAGCAGGUGUCAGGGAACUCUCCAACAGACACUCCCUUCCCCUGGCGCUGCCCUCUGCUCUGGACACCCGUUCCGACUCACAGAAGAACAACAGCUCCCUCAGUCUUGACCACCAGCUGAACUUUGCUGCGAUAGCUGGUCAAGAUUAUGACAACCCCAAAGUCAAGCCCUCAUCGUCAGCAAAUGCCAUCUAUUCACUGGCAAUUAGACCAUCUCCAGUCCAGAGGUCUGUGGCAGGAGAGGAAGCACGUGACAGUGAGGAGGAAUCAGAGUACAUGAUCCCCUCUUCCCGCCCUGUCCUGCCCCCCGUCACGGCAGCACCUGCAGCAGAGACCCCACCAGUACCGAGGCCUCCACAGCCGCAGUCAUUAUCUGCACUCCAGACUCAGGCCCAGACCUCCACAAGCAACUCACGGCUGUCGCUGACUGAAUUAGAGGAUAGACCUCAAAUGUAUGAAGCCAUGUACAACAUCCAGUCUGGGUCCCAACAGGCCAGAGAUUCAGACUAUUCAGAGUUGCCCCCUGUGACACUGACCAAUGGUCCCAGAAACCAGGCAGCAGAGGAGAGGGAAGAGGAGGAAAAUGGCUACGACAUCCCGAAACCCCGGCUGCCAAUGCCUCCAGCCAGACGGACCCUCUCAGAGUUGGGGGGAUCAACUUGCUCAUCUUCAUCUUCCUCAUCAUGUUCAUCCUCCACAGCUGCUUUCAGCCGCCUUUCGCUAGAUUCAGAUGCUGUAACUGCAGCAUCCUUCUUAGAGCCGGUGGAAGCUCCAGAGAGACCUCCAAAGCCCCUGCCCAGAAGAAUCAACUCAGAGCGUCGGCACAGCCCUGUCCCUCCCGUCCCUGCUCCACCUUGUAGUGGGGCAACAGGAGGAGAAACCAACCCUCAAAUCAGCAGCGAGAUCGAGCACCUCAUGAGUCAGGGCUACUCGUACCAGGACAUCCAGAAAGCACUGAUGAUUGCACAGAACAAUAUUGAAAUGGCCAAGAAUAUCCUACGCGAGUUUGUCUCCAUUCCCUCCACUGCGCAUGUUCUUACAUAGCACACUCCUUGUGCCUCUCUCUCUUGUUUGCUCUCUCGCCCUAGCUUGGCCCAGCCUGGUUUGGGUAUGUGUUGGCACAGCCCAGCCCAAAGCCCAUUGCCUGCAGUGCUCGUUCGGUGCUGGCUAAUGCCCACUGUGGAUUUUUAUCUGGCUUACAGCACCUCUGGGAGGCUGUGCCCUGCACUCCAUGCGCUUUCAACAGUGUCUGGCCUUCUUCAAACUGCUACAGCAGGCCUCUUCUUUUACAAAGACGUCUCCGCAGGACUGACGGGGCGUGCGGAACAAUGAUGGGACGCCACAGGACUUGUGUAGGAAUCCUUGGAAGACAGACUCUAAUCUUUCAUGUUGAAGCCUCUUGCGGAAAUUGUAACCAACACCUCACAAAUAAAACUAAAAAAAUGUAUGUCUAUAAAAAAUUUAAUAUAUGAGUAAAUAUAUAUUAAAUGUGUGUAAUAUAUACAGUACGUGCAUAUACAGUAUGUAAAAAUGACUUCAGCUUUGAGGGUCGCUCUUGGUUUAGCGUUGUGGGGUAGACAGGAGCACGGUGUAAUGAGUGGUUUUUCCCUCUAAGGCAGACAGAGGGAUGUGAGAGAACAUGAGGAAGAGGAGUCAGGAUGGCCUUCCUCAUAUUGAGCAGCAGCUAAGAUGUGCUUUUUCAUGAUGAAUCCAGUCUGUUUUGGCCUUUUGAUUAACAACAUCGGUUUGGUACGUUGUUUUUUUUUGGGGGGGGGGGGGGGGGGGAACUAUUUGUUUUUGUUGUGUUGUAUUUUACAAAGUAGCAUAACGAUGGUUACAGGUCUGAAAUUGAUGUCUGGCAGAAUGUGUGUUUGUGUGUGUGUGCUUUGUGACAAAGUGUGUGUAUGUGUGCCAGACCUACUCCUCAUGACCUACUCUUAAUAAGCCCAUGUUCCUGAAACACAUGAAUGUGGUUUUACAGUCAGAAUACUCGGACCCCUGCUCUGUAAACGUACUACUGCUCUCUGCGUUUGUGUCAGGGCAGAGUGCAGCUGUAGAGCCUGGCAGUGAGAUUAAUAGAGGACGUGCUAAUGUUGACGACCCUGCAGUACCAGACAGGCUAGUGUGUGGUGGCUGAAAUGUUUUCAUUCUGUCUUUGUCUAACUUCAAUUGGCUGGCUGGUUUCGAUUUCUGUCCCCAGCUUAGACCGGUGUUUAGAAACAGAAAAAGUCAUUGAUUUACUUUGUUAAUAUAUUAUUGUUGUAUGAUCAUAAAUAUUGUUAUUAUAAUUAAUUCAGAAGUGCUUCACUGCUGCUACUAUUGCUAACAAUUACGCCUUAAAUGUACAUUUGUGAAUAUUGUGUUAAGCUCCACCCUGUUUCUUUAAAGUGACAGUAUCGUGUGUGUUUUUCUUCAGUCUGUAAUGUAGCAUACUUGAAAGUACAGCAGCUCGUGAGCCUGCAGCCCUCUCACCAGGUCCACUAUUCAGUGUUUUAAAUCUUUUUCUACGUAUACACUCUGACACUCACAGAGUUGAGUGUAUAGCAUCAUCUGAAAAAAACAAACCUAAAUGCUUUUGGUGUGGUAAACCAUUUUCUAACCGGUCCAGGCUCUUUCAUAUCAAUUUCCCUCUCUCUGCAGGAUCCCCCUCUACUUGAAAGGGAGCGACUGAUGGGGCUUUAUUCUUUAAGUAGGCUCAUGGGUUUACAGGCCCACUCCCGGCUCUACAUUAAAAUCAGUAUUUGGGCCAACUGUAAAGACGUACUCAGGAAUAACUUUAUCCAAACAAAAGAGGUGUUCAGCCUGGUUGUCACAAACCACGGGAGACACCAGCAUACCUGAGAUGACAUGUAGCCAAAAGAAUCCACUUUAUGAAGUCACACAAGUAGCCUAUAACUUUUUUCUCUCAUAACUUGCACAUUUUUUUGUAUUAUUUCUAGUGUUGGCAGGACUGGAGACAGCAGCCUAAUUUCCAGGUACUAUGAAUGAAAAAUAAAAAAAAUUAAUGCAUGGAGCUUUUAGGUACAUUGAUGUGAAACUCUCCCAGUAUAUGAAGUAGAAUGUUUAAUGGGAGAGAGUAAAUCAGGGCUUAUCUGCCAAAGCUUUCGCUGACAAAGUCUGUCUGUUAAAUGAAAGCUAUACCUGCGCUGUCUGGCCAUCCUCUUUUUUUUUUCUGUUCCUAGUUGCCUUGAGAAGCUCUUGAAUGAUGUGUAUUUGACAGGGAGGUCCCUAAUCCUCAAUACUGUGCUAAUGUUUUGUUGACGUUUCAAGAGAGCUUGUCGAGUAAUUAUUUACCUUUUUAUCUUGUUUUUGCACAGUAUACCAGUUUGUGCUAUGAUACUGUCACUCUAAAGAAAGCUAAGUGUACAAAGUCAGUGAUAUGAAUAGAAAAAAAGACUUAUUUUAAUUUUGCAUUCCUGUACACAUAUUUUUCUCCAAAGGUUUUGUUUACUUCUGUGAAUAAUUCUGUGAGCAGUGCCAUAUGUUUAGAGAUCGUCCCCAUGUUUAGAGUCUGGCCUUGAUUUUGAAGAGUUUGUAGGUAUUGAUCUCUGAUGGCCAGAUUGUGCAGUAUUGCUUGAAUUAAUCUGUCCUCUCUGCCUUGUCAGCCGUAUCAGACCUCAUCUGUGAGCGCCAGUUCUGACCUCACAGAUGCUGGAUGUGUACCAGCCUCCGUUACCCUCAGUCCCUGUGUCUGGGUACUUCAAUUUUUUGCCAGAAGAGGGAGCUGCUGAUUCAUGUAGCUGUUUCGCUUCUCAUCAGUAAUUGGCAUUCAUUAACUUUUUGAUGGUUUUUAAAGCUCAUAUCAAUUCGAAAGUAUGCACAGUGCUGUUAAUAAAAUGAUAAGCAGAAAGUC
Labrus mixtus (cuckoo wrasse) is the source of this 6278-nucleotide messenger RNA. RefSeq names its product Cbl proto-oncogene, E3 ubiquitin protein ligase (gene cbl). The transcript is spliced from 16 exons. Lineage: Eukaryota; Metazoa; Chordata; Actinopteri; Labriformes; Labridae. The coding region runs from base 587 to 3469 and encodes 960 amino acids. Gene Ontology annotation, molecular function: receptor tyrosine kinase binding; phosphotyrosine residue binding; SH3 domain binding. The record is from RefSeq and is a predicted model, not a curated record. Gene Ontology annotation, biological process: cell surface receptor signaling pathway; negative regulation of epidermal growth factor-activated receptor activity. Gene Ontology annotation, cellular component: membrane raft; plasma membrane.